Molecule: messenger RNA, 882 nt
Organism: Iphiclides podalirius (scarce swallowtail)
Lineage: Eukaryota; Metazoa; Arthropoda; Insecta; Lepidoptera; Papilionidae
Source: the annotation of a GenBank genome assembly
AUGCUUAGGACGGCAGUGUUGUUGUGCUUCGUGGGUCUGGCGUUCGCCACGCCGGCCGUGGUGAGGACCAGGGAGGAGAUCCAGGCCUUCAGACACUUCUUGGAGAGCACUAAGACCAGUGAUGACCAGCAGUUCAUCGCUAGAACCAUGGCUUCGCCGCUUGCCAAUCCCGAAGAGAACAGCGGCAAGUACCAGGGCGACAUAGUGCUCGACGAUUUCAUCAUCGAAUCCAUGCUGAAGGAGUACGCGAUGGGAAGGAACGCCUACACAUGGCCCGACACCAAGUGGCCCAAUGACACCGUUGUCUGGCAGUUCGGAGAAGGGGAAUUCGGUCCGUUACAGAAAGCAGCCAUCGAAGAAGGAAUAAGGGAUAUUGAAGAGAACACGUGCAUCAAGUUCCGUUAUCGCGAGCCCGAAGACACCGUGUUUGUGAACUUGACGGGUGGGCCCGGCGGGUGCUACGCCCACGUGGGCUACUGGCAGCCGCGUGGAGUCCACAUCAUGAACCUGGCUCGCAACUACCCCGGUGUCGGCUGCUUCCGCCACGCGACCAUCGUCCACGAAUGGAUGCACAUCUUAGGAUUCUUGCACAUGCAGUCCACCCACAACAGGGAUGACUAUGUCCGCAUCGUAGAAGAGAACUUGAUACCCGGUACUGAGCACAACUUCGCAAUCUACGACUCGAGCCUUGUUGACAACCUGGACAUAGAAUACGACUACGUUAGCUGUCUGCACUACGGACCUUAUGCCUUCAGCUCCAACGGGGAGAAGACCAUUAUUGCAUUACAGGAGCACGAGGGUACAAUGGGACAACGCGUGUUCAUCACAGAAAAAGACUGGCUUCGCAUCAACAGGCAUUACAACUGUCCCGGUGCAUGGGAU